AUGCACGAUCAAAAAGCCAGUCCAUUCUGCAAGUACGCGGGGUGCUUGCACGGGGGGGGGAAAGAGCCAGAAAACGGCCACCCUCACUGGCGGCUCCUCCUCCCCGUUGCGGUCGGGGGCGCCCUGGAGGGCAAGGGCGGCCGCGCGGACGACAGGCCCCGGCCGGCGUUCCCCCAAUCGGGGACCCGGCGGGCGGGGCGCCCUGGAGGGCCCGGCGGCGCCGGAGAGAGCAGGGAGCACGUUUCGCUCCACGAUGCACGAGAAUCGAGCGUGCACCUCACUUGGGGGGGGAGCGAGGACGAGGAGGAGGGAGGAGGAGGAGGAGGAGGAGGAGGAGGAUGGUGA
This is a messenger RNA of Prorocentrum cordatum, 345 nucleotides long. NCBI's taxonomy places the organism in Eukaryota, Dinophyceae, Prorocentrales, Prorocentraceae. The record is from the annotation of a GenBank genome assembly.